Molecule: messenger RNA, 6923 nt
Organism: Drosophila hydei
Lineage: Eukaryota; Metazoa; Arthropoda; Insecta; Diptera; Drosophilidae
Product: rho guanine nucleotide exchange factor 5
Exons: 9
Coding region: 619-6822 (2067 amino acids)
Biological process (GO): activation of GTPase activity
Molecular function (GO): protein binding; guanyl-nucleotide exchange factor activity
Source: RefSeq, a predicted model, not a curated record
UGUGCGGUUGUCUUUUUCCCCUGUCUUUAGUCUUGGUAUGUCGUGUUUAUGUGUGUGUUCGCUGUCGAGAGCUGCGCGCGCAUAUUAAACUGUUUAUUUGUGCUUAAUGUUUGUCUUCGCUAUUGAAUAUGAUGUGCAAUAAUCGAUGUAAUCAAAAUUUGGCACACAAAGUGAAUAUGUGUGUGUAAGGUGAAAUGAAAGUGGCUGGCAAAAGUGAAACGCCCACAAAAUCAAAUUGAUCCAAGAAUCUAGCCAAACAACUUGGCCACAAAAGCCCACACAUAAAAAUAGUUACAACAACACCAACGGCUUCUGCACUAAAAAUUUCACCAAGAACAGGCUGUGCUCGCGUGUGUGUGUGUGCAUGUGUGCGGGGUCUGCCAAGCCUGUCAAUUUGAGCGCCUGCAAAGUGUUUUUUUUUGCGCUAUAUGUUUUGUCUUCUUUCUACCUAGUUGUGGAUUAUAUAUGGCAGCUUCAGCUACAGCAGCUGCUGCUUCUUCCUCGGCUUGUAUAGCUGUGGCCUGACUUAAUGGCCUCGAGGCGACGGCAGCUUCCAUUUGAAUUGGCCAUCGGCCGCUGGCCAAGACAGACGUCGCCGCCGCACGCUUAAUCGUAGCAAUGCAGUUGUCAGCGGACGCCAUGGCGACCUCAUCUGGUUCGAAUAUGGAUGCGGCUGCAGCGCGCAGUGAAUGCAAUGGAAAUGCAGCGACAACAACAACAGCAGCAACAAAGAACUCGCCGCGUAGAGAAAAGACAAUACUCGGUUGGCUGGUGAAAAGUGCAAGUGUGAACGAUAAAGCGAACGAUAACGAUAACGAUAACGAUAACGAUACACAUAACGAUAACAACAAUCGCGACACUAGCAAUAGAAGCAACAACAGCAACAACAACUGUAACUGUGAAUCGCGCGCCUUUCGCGAUUUUCGCGGUGUCCAAACGCUGCGCUUGCUCUGGAGCAAGCGCAUCCAUAGCGCCAGCGUCGAGGCAGCCGAGUCGAAUGCCCAACGCCAGGGGCUGGGCACACUGCGUAAGCUGAACAAGUCCGUUAGCUGUUUAGUGAAUGCGUUUAAUAACGCGCGCGACUGGCCCAGCCUGACAAACGCGCACGAAACGCGCGCCAAGCGCGCGGCGAGCUUGCAUAAUCUGCAGGAGGCGCCGUCGGAUCAUCAGCAGCAGCUGCAGCUGCAAUUGCAACGGGACAAGGACAAUUUCUACAAGUACAAAAACGCCGAACAGGCAAAAAUGCAAAGCAAACUGCGACGCAGCAGCGACGCUAACGGUAACGCUAACUCGAACACGACUUUUGUCGCCGUCAAAGCAGGCAACGCGGCGGGCGAGCGUUUGCAGUGGCCCAAGCGCGAGGACGUCAUGGCCAAGUGCACCCAAUCAGAUAAUCAGCAUGAGCAAGCGACUAGCUGUGGGCGAGGGGGAGCGCGAGAUCGGGUGUGUGCGAGCGAGCAGGUGAAUCUUAUCAGCGACCAGUCAGCAGCAGCAGCAGCAGCCCAACAGCCGACGGCAGCAGCAGCAGCGAAUUCAAUUCGCAUUAGUCUAAGCGCGGCGAGCAGCCACAGCGGCAGCAGUGAAUCGCUGCAAACGGUAAAUUCCACAAAUUCCCUCACUUCCAUUGCGACCUCUGGGACUGUGACGUCACGUGCGGGCGGAAAUCGCAGCACGGGCACACGCCGCAAAUACAGCUUCAAAACUCAUGCGGGGAAAUCAUUUCAUCAGCACCACACGCCACGACGCAUGUCCAGUCACAGUCACAAUCACACACACAGUCACCAAGGGGGCGUGGCUGGCGGGGAAUUGAGCGCGGGCGGUGGCGGCGGCGGUGGUGUGGUGCGACAGCUGACGCAACAAUUCAAUGAGAUCAUACAGAAGGAUACGCGUCUGCUGGAGCAGGUCAAGCGCAAGAAUGGAGUAUGGCUAUCACGUGGCUCACAUGUCUACAAGAUCGUGGAGCGAUCAGCUGUGCAGCAGCAGCAGCAACAGCUGGAGCGGGCAGAGCAAUCGAACUCACCGCUGCCAUCGCCGUCGCAAUCGCAGCGCAGCUCCAUGGUGCAGCGGAACAUUAAGAAAUUUGAGAAACUGGAGAAGCCGGUGGUGCCGCAGAAAUCCCAGCAGCUGCUGCGCAAGCAUCAGGAGCUGAUGAGCCAAAGAUCCAGCACUCUGAGCCUGAGCAAGCAGAUGAGGAACAAGCGCAGUCGCAGUCAACAGCAGCUGAUGCUGGAGCUGGAGCAGCAGCAGCUGAAGCUGGAGGUGGUCAAUGAGGAGGUGAAGACGCCCGUGGAGCUGAAUGCCAGCACGGAUGAGGGUGUGCAAUCGGAUCUGGAUGAUGCUAACAAACCAAAGCCCACUCUGAAAGAGCUCGCUCCCGAUGAGCUGGAUGACGUGGAGGCGGAGGAGCGGCAAAAGCAGCGCAAGCAUAAAUAUGCAACGAUCUAUGAGAAGCUGCGCCUGCUGCCUUUUAUUAAAAGCGGCAAGAAAACAGCCACGCCCGCCAAUUGUGCAACUGAGAAAGAGGCAACAUUAGAGCAGGAGCCGGAUCAGGAGCAAGAGCAGCAGCAGCAGUCGCUGGUCUUACCCUGCGUGGAAGCAGAUGCCAAGAUCUUGGCUGCACUCGAGGUGCUGGAUCACAAGUUGAAGAUACUCGGAGAGCCGGCGAAGACCACGGAUGGGGAGCUGCUGCUCGCUGCCAACGAUGACUUCGAGCAGCGUCUGCUGCCCAAUAGCUCCUUCAUCUAUCAGGCGGCCAAUAAGCAAGUGUCUAACAAUCAGCUGCUGCUCAACCAGGCGGUGAAUGUGACACUGGUGAAUGCCAUCGAGGGUGAGCAAAUGAUCAUGGAGCAGAAGCAGCUGGCCAAGGAAGCACAGCAGCUGCCAGAGGGGCAGGAGGAGGAGCAGGAGCUGGAGCCCAUGUAUGAGCCCAUCACGCCCUCAACGGAGAUCAAGACUGAGCCACAGGCGUCGAGCCUGUAUAAGAUUACAAACCAAAUGGAUAAGGACAAGGAGACAUCGCUUCCAGUGGAGGACAUCUAUCAGACGGUAGAAGAGGCCACAACAACAACAAUAACAAUGACAACAACAGCAGUAGCAGGAGCGGGAGCUGGAGCAGAAGCAGGAGUAGCUGCAACACAGAGCAACUGGCAGGAGGGCUAUGAGUCCAUAGCAGGGUCUUCAGGAAAUAGCGAUGACUAUGAAUCCUUUGCUACUCCAGCCACGCCCACUACUCCAAUCUCUUCAAACACCGGCACACUUGGGCGCAAUACGCGCGAUGAGUUGCCUGAGCUGCCCAAGCCCAAGCGCGUGCUGCCCAAAUCUCCACGCAAUCUGCGACCUGCACCGGCAAAGCCUUCACAGCCAAGUCGACUGUCUGGCAAGGCCUGUGCUGCUCCAGCCUCGACGGAUGAGGAAGAUGAGAACAUCUAUGACACCAUCAAAGGCUGCUACGAGUCGCUGGCGUUGCAGCGUAGCAAGACGGAUGCCAUUUCAAUCAGCUCCAACUGCUAUGAGAGCAUCUCCAACUAUCGCAAGAGCAAGAACUCAGGUGGACUGAGUGAGGGAGUCGCAGUGGGAGCCACAGCGUCCGGCGUCCAGCUGUCUAGCAGUGGCUCCACUCUCACGCUCUCUUCAGAUCAUCGCACUAAUAGUUUAUAUGAAGCCUCGCUAGCUACAGGCGUGAUCUAUGGCAGUGGCUGUCGCUCCUCCCUGGCUAGCAGCAGCGCCGGCAGCGGCGCUGGCAGCGGCGUUGGCAGCGCUGCGGGCAGCAGCGGCGCAGGCAAGCAGUGCGACAAGCGAUCAUCCAUAGCUGGCUCCAGUGACAAUAGCGAUGCCUGGGUGGACAUAUCCGAUGCCGAGGCGGAGCCAGCUGCGGUAACAACCACAGCCGUCGGCGAGGCACAGUUCGUUGUCGUUCGGGAACGUUUCAAGCAGCAUCGCGUUCGCAGUCCCGAUUGGUCGAAACGCAUCAGAGACAAACGACUGCAACAAAACAAGGCCAAAAGUUGCAUUGAAGAUGACUCGGACCACUAUUACGAGACGUUGUCGCCGAUGCUCAACAAGCGUCACUCGACGCAGCUGCUGCCCGGGCAGCAUCACAAACGGCAUCAGGAGCGCAGCAAGCAGCAAUCAGCAUCGGCGCAUGCGCUGGGCGAACAUCAAAUAUAUUCGGAUGACUACGAUUCGUUUGAAACAGACAGCGAUGAGCAUACGGAGCCAGAGCAGCGCCUGCAGCACCACAAUGACAGCGGCGUGGAUAUGCGGAAUCAUCGACUGCCAUUGCCGCCGGCGCCACAGAAUCAAGUCUAUGCCAUAGUGCGCAAAUUCAAGGACUUUAUCUCGAACAAGAAGUCGCAGAAGGGCAGCCAGCAAAAGAUCUACGAGAACAGCGGCGCACAGUUCUAUGUGGAGUGCCGCAAGCAGGAGCAAUAUGAGCCGGCCGGCUCGUUGAGCAGUUCCGAGCGCAAUCUGCUAGCCACUCAGAGUCAACAGGAUCAGCAGCAGCAGCAGCAGUCGUCGUCAUCUGCUAGCCUGCUGAGACCCAAGCAAAAGAAUGGCAAGAGUCUGAGAUCGAGGCUACGCAAGAGCCUGGUAGGCGCCACCUUUGAUACGAAACAGCUGGCGGCGCUGACGCCAACGCGCAGCACGUUCUACAUUGAGGAUCCCGCAACGCCGCAGCAGCAGGAGCAUCACGGCUCUGGCGAACUGGAUUCGGGCUUCUCGGAGAAGGCGUCUUCGGGCGAUAUACCCGUUAUGCCGUCAACGCCCAGCGCUGAGUCGCAAAAGUUCUCCACGAUUGCACGGAAGACCAAGAAGGAAGCGAAGGCCAUGCGUCGUCGCACCACUAUUGGCGUGCGCCCGCAUGAUCCGCCGCCACCGCCGCCGCCGUCAGUAGAACUGCGCAACAGUAGCAAUAGAACGCAGCUGGAUCCACAUUCACCCACCUCUUGGUAUGCGGAAUGCGGUGUCUUCAAACAGUCAACAACAGCGCCAACAACACCACAUGGUAAUGAUGAACCAGCCACGCCCACACCGAUCACGCCUGGUGGCGGCAGCAGCUCAUGGUAUACCGAGUCAGGCUUGUAUCAGACCAGCGGCAUCUCCGUGGCCAGCUCGAGCGGCAGCUCUGGCGUCUCUACGGGCAACGAGGCGGGUCUGGGCGAUGAGCUGCAGCCGCACAGCUUGUUCUUCAACGAACCACUUUACCAGGUCUACAGCGCAGCCAAGCUGGAGUCCAUUACACGUGAUCUAGAGGAGCAUGAGAGUUCAACGGAUGGCUAUGAGGAGAUUGGGCAGAAUGCGCAUUCCAAAACUCAACCGACGCAGCAGACCCAAAAGCCACGUCCCAGUGCUUUGCAGCUGGUGGAGCCCAAGAACGGGCCAUCGCGUACGCUGUGGAGCGAAAUACCAGAGGUCAUCCAUUCCUGCAUUCUACCUACAUUGACGCCGCGGGAGCGUGGCCUACAGGAGGCCAAGUUCGAGAUCAUGACUUCGGAGGCGAGUUAUUUGAAGUCUCUCAAUCUGUUGCGUCGCCACUUUAUGAACAAUACCGCCUUCUGCGAUAGCUCCGUGCUAAGCACGAAGGAUCGCAAGGCGCUAUUCUCCUACAUUGUGCCCGUGCAUGAAUGCUCGGAGCGUCUGCUAACCGAACUGGAAUGUUGCUGGCAGAACAAUAUUAUGUUGGUCGGACUGAGCCGUUGCAUCUAUGAGAUUGCUGAGCGGCAUUUCCAUGUCUACAUCACAUUCUGUGAGCAUCAGGGACGCAUGGAUCGCACGCUGCGUCGUUUGAAGGAGGCCAAGAAUGGAGCGUUCCAGCAGCAGCUGGAAAAGCUGGAGUCCAGUCCCAGUUGCUGUGGACUCAAUCUGCAUUCAUUCCUCAUGCUGCCCAUGCAGCGAAUCACGCGUCUUCCACUGCUCAUCGAUGCGGUGUUUAGCAAGGAGUCACCACACAAUGCCGAGGAGUACGAAAGCUGGAAACUAGCCCUGGCGCUCGUCCAGAAAAUCGUCGCCCAGUGCAAUGAGGCAGCCAAUCGUUGUGAGCAAGCCUACGAGUUGGAGCGUAUCUCCAAGCAGUUAGAGUUCCCCAGUCAUAUACGCGCCCUUGCCAUUACGCCAAUGGGUGUGCCCAAGCAGGGGGCCAAGCCUCGCUUUCUGGUCAAACGGGGUGAGUUGACUCACCUAAUGUGGCGCGGCGAUGAUGCGAAGCUGACGUUUGGCAAACGCUUCACCAAGUCGAGCAUCUAUGCAUUCCUCUUCUCCGAUCUGCUGGUGCUCUGCAAACGCAAGGGCGAGUCCAACUUUUCGGUGUUCGACUACUGUCCAAGGAGUAUGUUGACCCUUACAUCUGGCGACAAUCUGCCCCAGCUGCCCACCAAAGACAUCAAGGAUCCGACUAGCAAAAAUCUCAUGCUGAUGACGCUGCUGGAGAACAAUGAGCGCAAGACAAUAGAACUUGUGCUGUCGUGCCCAUCAGUGUCGGACCAGCAGCGCUGGCUGGAGGCCAUGCGUCCACCGGAGGCGGAAACGCCUGGUGAGAAACUGUACGAGUCGUGGGACUGUCCGCAGGUUAUUGCCAAGCACAGCUACGAAUCUGAUGAGCCAGAUGUGCUACAGCUGGAGCUGGGCGACGUGGUUAAUGUGUCACGCAAGCUGCCGGAUGGUUGGUAUCAGGGCGAACGUAUUCGGGAUGGAGCUGUCGGCUGGUUUCCCGGCAGCUAUACCGAGGAGUUGAAUUCGUCCCAUGUUCGCGCACGCAAUUUGAAGCAGAGACAUCGCCUACUCACCUUUACCGCCACCUAUUUGGAGGCGCAGAAGGGCAAAUGAUUCUCGACGCCAUCUCCAAUUACGGCCACAAUAAAUUGAGCCGAGUAUUCAAAUCAAAUAGUCCAUCAAUACAAUUUAUAUAAGUACAUUAUAUAUAUAUC